Molecule: messenger RNA, 1174 nt
Organism: Magallana angulata
Lineage: Eukaryota; Metazoa; Mollusca; Bivalvia; Ostreida; Ostreidae
Product: putative nuclease HARBI1
Exons: 3
Coding region: 54-1031 (325 amino acids)
Source: RefSeq, a predicted model, not a curated record
UGGCUGAAAGAAGGAAGAGAACAUUUAAGCCAAGAGUUGAUCCAUUAAGAUCCAUGUCGGCCGCAGAAUUACAGGCAAGAUUUAGGUUUAAUCAAGAAGGUAUUGACUUUAUAACAAAUUUAAUUUGUGAUUUUAUUGAGCCUCCGACAAACAGAAAUUAUAGUAUUCCAGCACAUGUGCAAGUUAUGGUAACGUUGAGGUACUUUGCAACUGGACGAAUGCAGCUGUGCAGUGGGGACAAUUUUGGUAUUCAUCAAUCCACUGUAUCGAGAAUAAUUCACAGGGUGACCACUGCUCUCGUACAGCCUCGUAUUGUUAGAAGGUUUAUAUCCUUUCCAGUACAACCAGACAUGAUCAGGAAGCACCAGGCUGAUUUUUUUGGCAUCGCACAAUUUCCGGGGGUUAUUGGGGCCAUUGACGGCACCCAUGUACGCAUUAUGGCUCCAUCUGAACAUGAACCAGAGUAUGUGAAUCGUAAAAACUUUCACAGCAUCAAUGUCCAGCUUGUUUGUGAUGCAAGCCAUAGAAUUCUUGACUUAGUUUCAACCUGGCCUGGAGCGACACAUGAUGCAAGAAUCCUUCGAGAAAGUGGACUUUUCCAACUAUUUGAAAGACGUCUCUUGCCUGUCAAGUGUCAUCUCCUUGGGGACAGUGGAUACCCUGCAAAAGACUGGCUGUUGACUCCAUUUUUAAAUCCAGCUAAUGGACCACAGUCUCGUUUUAACAGGUCGCACAAAUGCACUAGAACAAUUGUGGAAAGAACCAUCGGGCAACUGAAGAGACGAUUUCACAUCCUCCAUGGUGAAAUUCGACAGAGCCCUGACCGAGUCAGCCAAAUCAUCACAGCAUGUGGAAUUCUUCACAAUAUUGCGAAGAUGUUUAACAUCCCCGUACCACAGGAGCACGGAGAUGAAGACGACAGUGACGAUGGACCUGACGACAAUGACAAUGCAGACCACUUAGUUGGAGACUUCCAAACUGCUGAUGGUCGCGCAUACAGAAACCAUAUUGUCGCAACCCAUUUCACUUGAAUGACAAAUGAGGUCACCCAUACAGGAAUCGAUGCUGCAGCUACAUGUAUUGCACUUCCGUGCAGGGAGGGUAACCAAAUUAAUUUGCCCGUCACCGCUUUCAUUGGUGCUUAAUAUUUGGAGAUCUUGGACCACUGCACUAG